Eufriesea mexicana is the source of this 884-nucleotide messenger RNA. Its product is annotated as proline synthase co-transcribed bacterial homolog protein. The record is from RefSeq and is a predicted model, not a curated record. Gene Ontology annotation, cellular component: intracellular anatomical structure. Gene Ontology annotation, molecular function: pyridoxal phosphate binding. The coding region runs from base 1 to 750 and encodes 249 amino acids. Lineage: Eukaryota; Metazoa; Arthropoda; Insecta; Hymenoptera; Apidae. The transcript is spliced from 4 exons.
AUGACAGAAAUAGCAGCAAAUAUAAAAAUAGUACGGAAUAAAAUUAUUGCUGCUUCUUCUAACAGAUUACCGAUAUACAAAUAUUUUGAACCACGUUUAGUAGCUGUGAGUAAGUUAAAACCAAUUGAAUUAAUUGUUGAAGCUUACAAUGUUGGACAAAAACAUUUUGGUGAAAAUUAUGUUAAUGAAUUAGUAGAAAAGGGAAGUUAUCCAAAUAUUUUAGAAAACUGUCCAGAUAUACGUUGGCAUUUUAUUGGCCAUCUUCAACGUAAUAAAGUAAACAAGUUAUUAGGUGUUCCAAAUUUAUAUGUAAUUGAAACAGUAGAUAAUGAAAAGCUUGCAUCAGCAUUAAAUGUUUCUUGGCCCAAAUUUAGAAAAUAUGAUGACUUAAAAUUAAAAGUGAUGGUACAGGUUAAUACUAGCAACGAGCAAGAAAAAAAUGGAUGUGAAGUUACACAAGUUUGUUCUCUCGUUCGGCAUAUAGUUGCCAAUUGCGAGAACUUAGAAUUUAUGGGUAUUAUGACAAUAGGCAUGUUUGGAUAUGAUAUUACUAAAGGACCAAAUCCUGAUUUCUUGUGUUUGAAAGAAUGUAGAGAAAAAAUUGUCAAGGAAUUAAACAUGGAUUCCAAACAAAUAGAGUUAUCGAUGGGAAUGUCAAAUGAUUAUGAACAUGCGGUGGAGCUUGGAAGUACCAAUGUUAGAGUUGGUAGCGCUAUAUUUGGAGAAAGACCAAAGAAGGAUGUUAAAUGAAAUACAUAUACAUUUCUUGUAUAAUAUUGUUUUAAAUAUAUAUUUUGUUUAUGGUGUUGGAUUAAAAUUCGUUUGUAUAACGAAUUUCUAUGUAUAGGGUCAAGAGUUUUUCAUUAAUAACUCAGAAGGUAUUU